AGCAAAGAUGGUAGCCGUUUUUUCGUUAGCUUUCUGUGAACCCUGCGCUAGCUGAGUACAGUCAUAGAGAUGAAAGGGGAUGAUGUUAACGGAUAGCUCUCUCCAGGUAUUUUAUAGCUCCAUGAGAGGAAGUCCCUGUCGCGUGGGGUUGUGGUUAGAGUUUGAUGACGUUUACUUUUGAAGUAGAGCAACAAAACGCAACUUACUGCUGAACAUCUCCUAUUCAACGGUGUCUUCUCUUGACGUAGUGUAAGAGAGCCCAGGCUUCGACGGAAGAACGUCCCUAGCAAGAUGGGGGCCAUGGUAUCUCGGUGGAGGGCCAAGCCAUCUACUGUAGAGGUUUUGGAGGGACUUGAUAAGGGUAUUCAGUCCCUUGAGGAAUAUCGAGAGAAGAACCAGAAGCUGUUGAAGUUAUGGGUUUACAGGCUGCUUUUGUAUUCAGCUCUGAUUUACCUGAUAGCCUGUUUAGUGGUCUAUGUGCGGUAUAUCCCAGAACAGCUGAUAGGAAAAUUAAUAGUGGCUUCACCGUUCUUGGUAUUUCCAUUAUUAGUCUGGCUCCUGAGAAAAUUGCUGAUUGUUUUAUGCAACAAACAGACAGAGAGAAACAAUGAAAAAUUAGAAAAGCUGAAAGCAGAGAAAAAGAAAAUACUUGAGCAGGUGAUGGAAACCGAAACCUACAAAAAUGCCAAACUGAUUCUGGAGCGGUUUGACCCAGAGUCAAAGAAAAAACUUGAGUUAGAAACUCAACCCAUAAGCCAACCUGCAACUCCAAGACAAGGCCAAGAGCUGCGUCAGAGGCAUGUGACCCCUCGUCCUACUGGACGUCCGCCUCUCGCUCCAGUAACUGCUGCUGCAGCCCCUCCUACCCCUCUGUCUGCGCCGGGGGGGCCACCUGAAAAAAAAAGUCUGUCUAACUCAGCCCCUCAUGGUCUGAUCAGAAGGCCUGGAACUCCGGCUGGCACCCCUGCCCCAGUGACGGGAAUGCACCCUCCGGGUCCUCCGCUGACCAGACCCAUCCUCCCAAGAGAGCGAGGUGCCAUGGACCGGGUCAUUGAAUACCUAGUGGGUGAUGGACCUCAGAACAGAUAUGCUCUGAUAUGCCAACAUUGUUUGUCUCAUAAUGGCAUGGCUUUAAAAGAGGAGUUUGAAUAUAUUGCAUUCAGAUGUGCCUACUGUUAUUUCCUGAACCCUGCCCGGAAGACGCGUCCCCAGGCCCCACGUCUACCAGAAUUUAGUGCAGAAAACAAGAUGAGCCAAGACCCCCCUGAGGUUGCCAUGGAGACAGACCCGUCUGCUCCUCCACGUGCCCCAGAGGGUAAAGCAGCCAGUCCAGAGCAUGUGAAGGCAGAACCUGAGGAGCACCACGUAGAAGACAGUCCAUCAGAAGAGAAGCCUGAAGUUGCUGAACCUCACACUGACCUCCCUGACAAAUCAGACGGUGAACAGGAUGUGUCCUCCAUGGAAUUUGAAUAGUGUGUAAGAGAAUUUGCCAAUACUAACCUGUAUUUGUUUUGUCUGUGUGUUUGGUUUCAUUUGAAGUGUAAUUUUCUUUAUUCUUCACCCUUUAGUUUAUUUGGUGUCUGUCAUUUUAAUUUCGUAUGAUAAUUGCAGUGUUAUUUCAAAUUGCAGUAAACAAUUAUAUGGUUUAGGGGUCAGUUUUUUUGUGAGUGUUAUUUUUUUGUUGUAAAACUACUAAUUAUAAAACUGAUAUCAUUGUAUUAAUAUGUUACAUUGCUGACUUUCAUAGUCAAUGCAUAUUUUGUGUCAUUUACAUAGAAGUUUCAGGUGUUUGUUACUCUUAGUUGGCAAGAAAAGCAGCUAUUAACAUGCAUUUCAUUCACCCUCCUUUUUGAAGCACUUUUUUGUAAAAUAAUUUAUUUAAUAUUCUUAUUUUACAAUACAUAAUGCAAAAAUGUCCUGUUCAAAAGAGUAUUUAUAAUAUUUAUAGUCAUUAAUAUCAGCUCUGUGCCUGUUAUGAAAGUGUAGCAUACAUUAGGUGCAGUGAGAGAUCGGUCCCAUGUUUACAGGUACUGCCAUAGGAAUGUCUGGUUAUUUAUUACUGCAUAGAAACAGUCGGUCAGUGUUUUCAGCCUUAUGUGCCUUUGUUCAACCUGUUUGAAAAUAAUAAAAAAAAAAUCAAAUGACUAGUAAUUAUGGUCAAUGUUCUGCACUUAUAUAGCGCCUGUUUUAUCCUUGGCGGUUACCAAAGCGCUUUACACCGUGUCCCAUUCUCACACUCAUACACCAAUGACAGCAAAGCUACAAGAUGCUAGCCUGCCAUUGGGAGCAACAGUGUCUUGCCCAAGGACACUUUGCCCACAAUUAUGUAGUCAUUAUGAAGCAUAUCAUUUUGGGCAGAAAUACAAUGCUGUUUUAGUUUUGUCUGAGAAAUUAGAAAUAAUUCAAUAAUAUUUUUUUAAACACCAUUCUGAUGUUGAGAGUUGACUUUUAUUGUGACUUAAGACACUGGGUUCAAGAUUGAUUCAAGAUUUUUUUCAUUUUAUUUUAAAGGAAUAUUCUUUGUUCAAUACAAGUUGAGCUCAAUCAACAACAUUUGUGGCAUAAUGUUGAUAACCACAACAAAUUAUUUCGUCUUGUCCCUCUUUAAAAAAUGAAAAGGUUAAAAUCUGGAUUACAAUGAGGCACAUAUACAAUGGAAGUGAAUAUGGCCAGCCGUAAACUUUAUAAAACUCACUGU
This is a messenger RNA of Xyrauchen texanus (razorback sucker), 2698 nucleotides long. It is a transcript of the gene lnpka, whose product is annotated as limb and neural patterns a. Gene Ontology annotation, biological process: endoplasmic reticulum tubular network organization. NCBI's taxonomy places the organism in Eukaryota, Metazoa, Chordata, Actinopteri, Cypriniformes, Catostomidae. Bases 292 to 1473 code for a protein of 393 amino acids. Gene Ontology annotation, cellular component: endoplasmic reticulum tubular network. The transcript has 13 exons. The record is from RefSeq and is a predicted model, not a curated record.